Aspergillus ruber CBS 135680 is the source of this 476-nucleotide messenger RNA. RefSeq lists its product as uncharacterized. The transcript has 3 exons. The record is from RefSeq and is a predicted model, not a curated record. Lineage: Eukaryota; Fungi; Ascomycota; Eurotiomycetes; Eurotiales; Aspergillaceae. Bases 99 to 302 code for a protein of 67 amino acids.
GCUUUCCUCCACUCUCCCCGCAUCCUUCCAGCUCUCCAGACAACACAUUCAACACCCACCAACUGAUACGAGCUAUCCAUCUAUCACCAUAAACUACAAUGCCCAACGGAUACUCCUACACCGGCUCUGGCACCAACAGUCAGGGCAACCAUUACUGCAGCCGUGACUACGAUAAUGGCUCAAACAGCUACCACUACUCUAACUCCAACGGCUCGUACUACUACUCCAACCCCAACGGAAGCACCUACUACAACAACGGUAGUGGUGGCUCGAACUACACCCCAUCUGGUGGAAAGAAAUAAAAGACUACAACAAAAAUAGGUCUACGGGUGGCUUUGAUCAUUAAGAGCUAAUCAGCGGUUAUGGGAUACGAAUUCUGGGACCGAUACCGCUGGGAUUUUAUGAGAAAUAUGAGAGAUGUCUAGUUCGGUUAUGAUGAUGAUAGGAGGAAUUUAUUUGCUUAGUAAGGAUACCUG